GACAACCUCUUUCCUUCUUUCCCCCUGCCGGCAGUGGGAUGGCUUGGAUGAAGCUGGCUUGGCAGCCACGCAUAUGCACGCCGUCAGGCUUCAAGUUGAAUGUCGCGUUCAUUGAGGCACAGAGUUCUCAUUGAUCGCUAGCCAAGCUCGCUUCCGAGUUUCUACCGCCCCAUCCCACUGCGGAUGCGUUCCUAGGUGGCUAUGUUCGGUAACGAAACAUAGGCUGGCUUGACGCGCCGGCGGGUCUCCGUUCUACUAUCUGGUACUGCGGGUGGGGGAGUUUAAUCCGUGCCUGCUCGGCGACAGCAUGCAAGCACAGAACUGCGCAACGACACAAUACAUCCAGGCGGUAUCGUCAUGUAGUGGCUGGACAUAUUUAAAUAGCGCUCGAGAACUCGAGGAUACCCUCAUUGUUUUCAAGUUCCAUCUUCCUUCACCAGCACCUUUUUUCAGCAGAUUUUUUGCACCCUUUUAACUUCUCAACUUUCUUCAUCUACUGAAAUGCCUCUUGCAUCUUCUUCGCGGGUCUUCGCCCGAGACAACGCUACAUAUGUCGCCGAGGAAUCGGAGUACGGCUACGUCCCAUGGGAGAGCGCCGCUAUCGUGUUCAUCGUGCUCUUCGGGAUCUCAACCUUCGUACAUAUCGUCCAGUCCCUCCGGUACCGUCUCUGGUGGCUCCUGCCCACCAUCGUUCUCUCGGGUGUUCUGGAAAUCGUCGGCUGGAGCGCUCGUCUCUAUGCUCAUUGGUAUUUUACGGAGGAGAACCCAUUUAUUAUUCAAAUUGUUACUACCAUUGUUGCUCCUAUCCCCCUCACUGCGGCCAACUUUAUCAUCAUCGAGAAGAUCAUUCGGCUGCUGGGCCCUCGGUACAGCAGGCUCAGUCCUAAGGCUUACCUUCGUUUCUUCUGCUCUCUGGAUGUCAUCGCGUUCAUUAUCCAAGCGGCUGGUGGUGCCAUCGCCGCUGGCGCUGAUACGACGUCUGUCUCGAAACUGGGUAGCAACAUCAUGCUUGGUGGCAUCUGUCUCCAGCUCGCCUUCAUGAUCGUCUUCACCCUCCUCGUCUCCGAGGUCUUCUACCGCUACUUCAAAGACUCGCCCGUGCGCACCCCGUCGGCGGACGAGAAACUCGGCGCCGACGCGUACGCGCUCUCUGAGCACCCGCGUACGCUGCUCAUGAUCUACGCCGUUGCGUUCAGCACGUUUGUCCUCCUCAUCCGGGCUGUCUACCGGACAUGCGAGCUCGCGGACGGGUGGCACGGCGUCAUCAUCCUGACGCAGGCGUACUUUGUCGCGUUCGACGCGUGCAUGGUCGUCCUCGCCAUCUACGCGCUCAACUUCUUCCACCCGGGCUUCCUCGUCUUCGGCCAUGAGUUGUUGUGAAAAGCCUAGCACGGGACUUGAAGAUACACGAUGGUGUGCACCUUGCCACAGAUACGAAGCAUCAAAAAUAUUUGUUUUCUUUUUACGUACAUGACUUGUUACGAGUCUGGACAUUCUUCUUUACUUUUUUUUUCCAUUUAUUCACAUGAUUUACGCAUGGACUUCGUUCGAGGGCUUCGGCGCUCGGAAUGACCCCGUUCUUU
Messenger RNA from Coniophora puteana RWD-64-598 SS2, 1583 nucleotides. RefSeq names its product RTA1-domain-containing protein. The transcript is spliced from 9 exons. Bases 502 to 1380 code for a protein of 292 amino acids. The record is from RefSeq and is a predicted model, not a curated record. Gene Ontology annotation, cellular component: plasma membrane; fungal-type vacuole. NCBI's taxonomy places the organism in Eukaryota, Fungi, Basidiomycota, Agaricomycetes, Boletales, Coniophoraceae.